GUGUGAAGUUUUAUUGACGACUAUUACUUAAUGGACAGUAGUUGCUCAUGACUGACGCGUACAUCGUGAGAUCGUGUAUAAAACAAGGAAGCUAAUUGGCUAGUCAGUUAGCUCAUUGUCCGAGGUCGCUGGUCGCAGUUGGGCGGGGACCAUCUUGGCGUCGGCGUGUUUCUAAAAGUUUCACUAGCAUAAAUUGGAAACGAGGGAGACUCCGACCAACUCACUCGAAGCCCGGGUCAAGAUGAGGCUGUGGACUGUCGCUCUGUGUCUGACCCUGGUUUGGGCUCAGCGGACCGGCGCUGAUACGCCAGCAAACUGCACCUACGAGGACCUGCUGGGGACCUGGCUCUUCCAGGUGUCCAAAGGUGGCCAGGACAAGAGCAUUAACUGCUCUGCUCAAGCCAUGGAUGCCAGUGCUGUGGUGGUGAACCUGGACAAGUUGUCCGUCGCCACAGACCAACUGGGAAACAGCGGCUUCUUCACCCUCAUCUACAAUCAGGGCUUCGAAGUUGUGAUCAAUGGCUACAAGUGGUUUGGCUUCUUCAAGUUCUCUGAGGAAGGCACCAAGGUGACCAGCUACUGUGACCAGACCCUACCAGGGUGGGUCCAUGAUGUUCUGGGAAACAACUGGGCCUGCUUCAUUGGAAAGAAACUGAAACCCAUCCCACCUCAGGUCGACUACAAACCCUUGUACAACAGCAGGCUGCUGCAGAUACCGUACAAGCGAAACCUGGAGAUCAUCGAUUCCAUCAACUCUCUUCAGAAACAUUGGAAGGCUGUUUCCUACCCAGAACAUGAGCAGUACACUUUACAGGAGCUGCUUUACAGAGCUGGAGGUCCGGCCUCUCGUAUCCCCCGGCGUGUUGGCACGUUUCCUGUAACUGCUGACACGGCAAGACUGGCAUCUGCGCUUCCUGAUCACUGGGAUUGGAGAAACGUUAGCGGCGUUAACUUUGUGAGCCCUGUCAGGAAUCAAGCCUCAUGUGGGAGCUGCUACUCCUUUGCCACCAUGGGCAUGCUGGAGUCUCGCAUCCGCAUCCUCACCAACAACAGUGAGACCCCCGUCCUCAGCCCCCAACAAGUGGUGUCUUGUUCACAGUAUUCUCAAGGUUGCGACGGCGGCUUUCCGUACCUGAUCGGAAAGUACAUCCAAGAUUUCGGAGUGGUGGAUGAGUCAUGUUUCCCGUACAUCGCCAAGAACUCUCCAUGCGGAGUCCCCAAGAGCUGCGGCCGUGUCUACACUGCAGAGUACAACUACGUGGGCGGGUUUUACGGCGGCUGCAGUGAGGCGGCCAUGAUGUUGGAACUGGUGAAGAAUGGCCCCAUGGCAGUGGCUUUUGAGGUGUAUCCUGACUUCAUGCACUACAAAAACGGCAUCUACCACCACACUGGGCUCAUGGACCCCUUCAACCCUUUCGAGUUGACCAACCACGCCGUGCUGCUGGUGGGCUACGGGCGCUGCCACAUGACUGGACAGAAGUACUGGAUUGUCAAGAACAGCUGGGGAACCACCUGGGGGGAGGACGGCUACUUCAGGAUCCGCCGUGGCAGUGACGAGUGCUCCAUCGAGAGUAUUGCGGUCGCGGCCAUGCCCAUCCCGAAGCUGUAGGCUGAACUUGUCAAGUCAUGAUGUUCUCACUGAUGACAGUGUUGGAACCUGAUUUUUAAUCGGUGAGCAAAAGGGAUCGACGCCUGAUUUGAAGUGGUUGGUCAUGUCAAGUUUUGUGGCUUUAAAGGGAUCACCGUGCACUUUAGUGACACUUUUGUAGAAUUGAAUUGCUCUGCAUUUUCCACUUCAAGUUCUCUCUGCCUAAAGUAGCAGUCGUUGGAUGGGAUACGACAAGAUGUUUCACUCAGGGUUUUUCUGUACAUGGAAAUGUGGAAGUGUUUCUGCUGUCUGAUCAAAGAGGGAUGUGACUUCAUGACUUUGAUUUACCUGUCGCCAUGGACUUGUGAUUAUGUGCACUGACUGGCCAAGAAUAAAAGUC
Molecule: messenger RNA, 1988 nt
Organism: Synchiropus splendidus (mandarinfish)
Lineage: Eukaryota; Metazoa; Chordata; Actinopteri; Syngnathiformes; Callionymidae
Gene: ctsc
Product: cathepsin C
Exons: 8
Coding region: 242-1609 (455 amino acids)
Cellular component (GO): lysosome
Molecular function (GO): cysteine-type endopeptidase activity
Source: RefSeq, a predicted model, not a curated record